Aspergillus sclerotioniger CBS 115572 is the source of this 2877-nucleotide messenger RNA. Its product is annotated as SWI-SNF complex subunit. NCBI's taxonomy places the organism in Eukaryota, Fungi, Ascomycota, Eurotiomycetes, Eurotiales, Aspergillaceae. The coding region runs from base 1 to 2877 and encodes 958 amino acids. The transcript is spliced from 5 exons. The record is from RefSeq and is a predicted model, not a curated record. Gene Ontology annotation, cellular component: proteasome regulatory particle, lid subcomplex. Gene Ontology annotation, molecular function: structural molecule activity. Gene Ontology annotation, biological process: ubiquitin-dependent protein catabolic process.
AUGGCACCCUCUUCGACGACCGCUGGACGGAUAGAGGAAGCCCGGGGUCUCGCGAAGAAUGAUCCUUCGAAGGCCGAGAGCAUCCUCAAGCAACUCCUCUCGCAAGGUACCGGCUCGACCGAGGCGUCGUCACGCGAUUACGAGACCGCUCUGGUGUCGCUGGGAGAGCUCUACCGGGACCAGAAGAAGCCCCACGAGAUCGCCGAACUCAUCAAGACCAGCCGCGAUUCAUUCUCCUCAUUUGCCAAGGCGAAGACAGCCAAGCUUGUCCGCCAGCUGCUGGACCUAUUCAGCGAGAUCCCGAACACCCUCGAUAUCCAAGUCUCCGUCAUCAAGUCAUGCAUUGACUGGGCCAUCGCAGAGCGGAGGUCCUUCCUUCGCCAGAAUCUCCAGACUCGCCUUGUGGCCAUCUACAUGCAGAAACAGACCUACUACGACGCUCUCACCCUCAUCAACUCCCUCCUCCGCGAGCUCAAGCGCCUGGACGACAAGCUCAUGCUGGUGGAGGUACAGCUGCUGGAGUCGCGGGUGUACCAUGCUCUGGGCAACCAGGCCAAGGCACGUGCUGCUUUGACGGCGGCCCGCACGUCAGCAGCUUCCGUCUAUACGCCGCCGAAUCUGCAGGCCGGUCUCGACAUGCAGAGCGGCAUGCUACACGCAGAGGAUAAGGACUUCAACACGUCGUUUUCCUAUUUCAUUGAGGCGUUGGAGGGGUACAGCUCCCUCGAUGAGGGAGACAAGGCCACCGCGGCCCUCCAAUAUAUGUUGCUGUGCAAGAUCAUGUUGAACCUGGUGGACGAUGUCACGAACUUGCUGGGCUCGAAGCAGGCCCAGAAGUAUGCUAGCCCGCGACUCGAGGCCAUGAAGGCCGUGGCCCGUGCACAUGCCAACCGGUCCCUCGAGCAGUACGAAAAGGCCCUUUCGGACUACCGGUUCGAGCUGGGCAGCGAUGCAUUCAUCCGCAACCACCUCCGCAGACUGUACGAUGCCAUGUUGGAGCAGAACCUCAUCAAGGUCAUUGAGCCCUUCAGCCGGGUGGAGCUGGACCACAUCGCCAAGAUGGUCGGGUUGGACACGCAGCAGGUGGAGCGGAAGCUCUCGCAGAUGAUCCUGGACAAGGUCAUUAUCGGCGUGCUAGACCAGGGUGCCGGGUGCCUGAUUGUCUACGACGAGACGGAGCGGGACAAGGCGUAUGAUGCUGCGUUGGAGACGAUUGAGAAGCUGAGCAAUGUGGUGGAAGAACUGUACACUAAUCAGGCAUCGCAGCUGGAAACCACAGCAUCUCUCCCGCCCAGCGCGGUUCUGUUUCAUCACCUCCAGCGUCCCCAUCUCCCAAUUCGCUGGCCCUCUCUUGCGGCCUCACCGUCUGAUCACCCACCAACCAUGAAUGCUCCGAUCCCGCCCACCUACGCCCGGGGGUUCCCCCACAGGCCCCCCAACGCUCGCCUGCCACGCCUCGUCGCGGACCUUCAGGACCAGCACGCCAUUCCUCCUCAGUACUCCCAACCUCAGCGCAACAUGCAGCCCCCCAACGACGCCGCCCUCCGCCGCAGCCGCAAGCCUACCGACAAGAACAUCCCCGAUGGCAUCGAGGAAGUAGUCAUCGGCGAAGGCGUGCAGCAAUACAAGAGCCUCCGCGAUCUCGAGAAGCGUCUUGACGCCGCCAUCGUCCGCAAGCGCCUGGAUAUCCAAGACUCGAUUAGCAAGACCGUCAAGAAGUAUCGCACAAUGCGCAUCUGGAUCUCCAACACCGUGGAAAACCAACCUUGGCAGACUGCCAACGGCACCGCCCCCGGAAGCAACCCCGGCUCGGGACGGUACAAGGUGCGCAUCGAGGGCCGUCUUCUGGACGACGACACCGACCCGACCGCCCCGGACGACAGUGACGACGAAGGUGCCGAGCAGGACGGCAACGGUGACGCGAUGGAGGAGGAUGGACCCAAUGCAAAGAAGUCGUCUACAAAGCGGUCUAAGCAGCGUUUCUCGCAUUUCCUCAAAUCUGUCACUGUCGACUUUGAUAAGCCCGCCACGGCCAAUCCGGAGGAAGUCAAGCCGAUCACCUGGACCAAGCCGCAAUUACCUCCUAACACGGUCACUCUUCCGCCCACGGCGGACUUUGACUCGAUGCAGUUCACCCGCGCGUCGCAGGAAAAUCUAAACGUGACCUUUAGUCUUGUGCGCGAUGAGUCGCCAGAACGGUUCAAGCUGAGCAAGGAGCUGGCGGAGGUGCUGGACGUGGAGGAAGAAACCCGGAGUGGAAUUGUCCUCGGAAUCUGGGACUACAUUCGCGCCAUGGGCCUGCAAGAGGACGAGGAAAAGCGACUUGUGCGCUGUGAUCAUCGUCUGCGAUCGAUCUUCGGUCGCGACCAAAUGUUCUUCCCUCAAAUUCCCGAUAGCAUCGGCCCCCACACCAGUCCCAUCGACCCCAUCCGUCUGCCCUACACCAUCCGCGUCGACGAAGAGUACCACAAGGACCCAACCCCCACGGUCUACGACAUCCAGGUCGCCCUGGAAGACCCCCUGCGCUCUAAGAUGAUUGCCCUCACCCAGAACCCACAAUACACGGCCUCAAUGCGCCAGAUCGCCACUCUCGAUGACCAGGUCGCACUCAUCGUGCAAGCCCUGACUCACUCCCGUGCCAGACACUCCUUCUACACGGCUCUAAGCAAAGACCCCGCCACCUUCGUCCGUCGCUGGAUCAACUCCCAGCGUCGGGACCUGGAGACCAUCCUCGGCGAAGCAACUCGCGGCGGCGGCGAAGACGCCAGCGGGCCCGAGUUCCGUCGCGGCGGCACCGACGGCGUCUGGGAUACCCCUGUUGCUCGGGAAGCGGUCCGGUACAUGCUUGCUAAGCCGGAGGCGAUGAUGGGGCGGUGA